AUGAGCAUGGAUGGUGAUGUGUAUUUAAAGUUGGCCAGGGAGAACCUCCAGCGUGGACGCCUUAAGACGCAGACUCAGAUACUGCGAAGCACAACGGCCAUUGUGAGGUCGUUGGGCCGGGCGGUACAGUGGCAGAGGGCCAUAGCUAAGCUGGAUGAGCUGAAGGCCCUCCAGGUGCUUCCUGACCAGGUCCUGUUCAGCUCUGUGAUAGCUGCGUGCCGGAACGCAGGGAUAUGGAAGUGGGCCGUCAGUCUGUUCGACACGCUGGAUGGCCAGGUGCGUGUGGAUGUGGUGACCUGUGCUACUGUAAUUGGUGCUUUUGACCGGGCUGUUGGCGGGCAGCGCUGGCAAGAGGCACUGUGUCUCUUCAGAGAGUUUUCCGGCCGCCGGAUCGAAGCCAACAAUGUUGCUUACAAUGCAGUCGCCAAUUGCUUUAAGGAGCACGGGGGUUGGUCGAGUGCCCUUCGUUUCAUCCAGGAGCUUGGAGAGCGGAGCCUGAGAGCAGAUCUUGUCAGCCACAACACGGCUCUCAGCACCUUCGAGGAAGCUUCAGCAUGGCAACAGGCACUCAGCGCUUUCGCCUUCCUCCAACUUGGGCAGGAGCAGGUGGACUUGAUCACAUGCAGCACGGCAAUUAGCAUUUUUGCGAAAGCGGGAGAGUGGCAGCUGGCUCUGCUGCUCUUCUGCGAGUUAGUGCAGAGCCCGGAUGUCAUUGCGUUUAACUCGGUGAUCAGUGCGUGUGUGGGAGGCGGACAAUGGCAAACAGCGUUAUUCUUGCUGGAGGAACUUGACCGGCGAGAACUGAGACCGAAUCUCAUCACAUACAAUGCUGUCAGUUCAGUGCUCGACGCGGGAGGUGCUUGGCAGGUUGCUGAUCGGAUGCUAGGCAAUCUUGCCGAGCAGGCUUUUCAGGCUGACCUCCUUACUUUCAAUUCUUUGCUGGGUGCUCACGAGGGCGAGUGGCGGCGUGCCUCGAUGUUGCUUCAUUCACUUGAAGCAGAGGGUUUGCAGGCUGAUGCCAUCUCCUUUACUGCGGCAAUCCGAGCCAGCGACAUCAGACUAUGGACCCAUAGCUUUCUCCUGUUGCAACGCCUGGCGAAUCGUGGUAUGGACCCAGAUGUGAUAAUUGCCAGCUCUGCCAUCAAUGCAUGUGAGAAGCAUGCUCAGUGGCAGAAUGCACAGCUUGUGUUGCGGCAGCUCCGCAGCAUCUUCGUGCAAGACGAUGUGAUUGUUGGCAAUGGGAUAGUCGGUGCCUGUGCCAAGAAGGGCGAGUGGUUGCAUGGCCAGCUUUGGCUUGGCAAUUUACGAAGCAAUCAGGUCCAGCCAAGUGUGAUUUCCUACAGCUCCGCGAUCACUGCAUGCGAGAAAGGCCGCAUGUGGCAAUCGGCUUGUCUGUUGCUGGAGGAGCUGACUGGGCAGCGCCUGCUGAACGAGAUCGCCUUGAAUGCCGCAAUCAGUGCCUGCGAGAAGGCCGGUGAAUGGCAGCUGGCCCUGGUGCUGUUGUGGGAGCUGCAGACGACCCCAAAUAUUGUCGCCUGCAACGCCGCCAUCAGUGCCUGUGCUCAGCGCGGGGCGUGGGAGCCGGCAAUAGAGUUGCUGCAGGAGGUGGUGAGACAACGUCUGGAGCACAGUAUCACCACUUACAAUGCUGCGCUCACGGCCUGCCAAAAAGCUGCAAAGUGGCGUGUUGGACAACAGCUGCUUGAGGACCUACAGGGGUUGCAGCCUGACCUUAUCACGGAAACGCUGGCGGGCCGGGUCUUUGAUAGUGCUGGAGACUGUGGGCGUGUCCUGCAUACCCUAGCGGCCACGGACGUCGACUGCCGUGAAGAGCUUCGUGCAAGAUUUCGGUAG
Messenger RNA from Symbiodinium natans, 1854 nucleotides. The record is from the annotation of a GenBank genome assembly. NCBI's taxonomy places the organism in Eukaryota, Dinophyceae, Suessiales, Symbiodiniaceae.